AGUGGAGAGGUAGAGUGUUGGCAGUGAAGGGAGAGGGGCGGGCUUAGGAAAAGAGAUCAGUCACUUCAGUCCUGUGGAGCACACAACUUUUUUCCUCACUGUCUGUAUGUGAUUUAAAAAAGGAUAUAACCAACUUCACAAAUCUUUCAAAAAAGAACAAACACAAGAGCAACAAAAAUGGACGAUUUCUAUUAUCAUGAUGACGAGGACUCCAGCUUAAAUGACAGUUAUGAUUACUAUUAUGAACACAGCGUUUGUGACAAGCAGGAAGUUCGCUCUUUUGCCGGAGUCUUCCUCCCGGUCAUCUAUGCCCUGGUUCUGGUGGUGGGCCUGGCUGGGAAUGCCCUAGUGGUGGUGGUCUACACAUCAAAGCUGCGAUUACGCACCCUGACAGACGUGUGCAUCCUUAAUCUUGCCAUUUCGGACCUGCUGCUUCUCUUCACCCUGCCUUUCUGGGCGGCUGAUGCCGUCCACGGCUGGAAGUUGGGUUCAAGCGCCUGCAAGCUCACCUCUUUCCUCUACAGUACCAACUUCAGCUGCGGCAUGCUGCUGCUGGCAUGUAUCAGCGUGGAUCGUUACCGCGCUGUGGCCCACAAUACAACAGGCAGGACUGGGACAGGUGGCCGGAUAUGGAGACAGUGGCUCCUGGUGUGUGUGGUGUUGUGGGCUGUAGCUGGCUUUCUUGGCUUGCCCGAACUCGUUUUCUCCACAGUGAAGCACACCCAUCACAGGAUGGUCUGUACAGCCAUAUAUCCGCCCAGCAUGGCCCGACCUGCAAAGGCUGCCCUGGAGCUGCUGGAGGUGACUCUCAGAUUUGUGCUUCCUUUCUUGGUCAUGGUGGCGUGCUACUGCUGGGUAGGGCGUGCGCUGAGCCAGGCAGCAGGGGUGCGGAGGGACCGGAAGUGGCGUGCCCUGCGUGUCCUGCUGGCUGUCGUGGCUGUAUUCCUGCUAACCCAGCUGCCCUACAACGUGGUCAAGCUGAUCCGAGCGAUGGACAUCAUCUACAUACUUGUGACUGACUGUGAAGUCAGCAAGGACCUGGAUCGAGCUAUCCAAGUGACAGAGAGCCUGGCGCUGGCCCACGCGUGCAUUAACCCGCUCCUCUAUGCCUUCAUCGGAUCAUCUUUCAGGGGACACGUCCUCAAGGCUGUCAAGCGUCUUGGACAGCGUCUUGGGAGACACACGGAACACAUCAAUGAGGAGCCGGCAGUGGAGAUUGCACUCAACGCGCGUAAUCAGUCUCAAUCCCAGUCUGGUUCAGAAUGCCAAGACACCAGCACCUUUACUAUUUAAAACUCAAAACAUAUUUUUCCUGUAAGCAUCUAUACAAAAUCAUAUGCCUACCAGUAUGUAGGCCUAUAUAUACUUACAUGUUGUUACCAUCAGACAAGAUAGACAUCAAUAACAACAGAUUUCACUUCAUAUUGUAAUAAAUAUUUAUGUACAGUGAGUUUAUAUGCACUAACCAAGCAAAGUAUUUUCUAUCAAUUAUGUAUUUUGUUAGAUAAAGAUUUUCAGUGACAAGCAUCUACAAACGUAUGUUGCAAUUAAAAGCCGCUGAAACUCAAGAUGCUGCGAGUACUUCUCUUGAUUUCCAACGAUAAAUCCAAAUCAACCUUACAGUCUGCACUGCCUUCCAUGAGAUCAUCUGUAUCUCAUUUUACUACAUCCCAAGGCUUUGGGGUUGGGAUGAGGGGUGGCUUGAUUGCACAGCGGGUGACCCAUUGAGUCGAAAAACAUUUGGCAAACAAAAAGAACAGCAAACAGCAGGAAGGACCUCUCAGACUGGAAAAAAGGCAACGUGUUCCUUGGAGAAGGUUUAGGCCUGACUGACGUUUUUAUACACGCAUCUUUAUUUUAUUUCCAUAAUAUGAGCUUGAAAGAGAGAUGCUUUGCAGUGGGGUGUAAGCCAUCAUUCUGCGUAAUGACUUAUAAUUUUAGUGGUAUAUAAAUGCUCUCUGCAGACUGCUAAAAAUGGUCACUUUAACCUUUUUCCCUUUGAAAUAUCUGAAUGCCAUCACAUAACAUUAUGCUCAAGCUAACCCUAAUGCAUUCACUGCAUAGGCUGAGAGCAUGGGAUGGCCUAAGUCCAAGAGUCACAGUGUUUUACUCAAGCCUGUUUACAAUACUGCAGCUGUGGCAGGUCAUCUUAAAUUGGUCAAACCUCCUGACCAGAUCCACCACAGAUAUUUCAUUAAGAUCUGCAGAGUUGAAAAAAUGUCACUGUUUACAAUUCUUUCCAUCUGCUGUACCUGUUAGUCAUCUGCUUUCCACUGUAAUGACUUUGGACUUGGAUGUGUGACAGCAGACUCUAAGGAACUAGGUGUGUUUUCUUGGAGACUCUUGUAACUGUAGCCAAAGCCUUUGUCUGCCUAUUAUAGGAAAGACUGGGUCCCCAGGAAAAACAAGUAUUAAGUUGCAUGUCACAAGAUAACAUAGUUAAAAAAGGAAUAAAGCUGCCACUAAGA
Plectropomus leopardus (leopard coralgrouper) is the source of this 2468-nucleotide messenger RNA. It is a transcript of the gene ackr4b, whose product is annotated as atypical chemokine receptor 4b. Gene Ontology annotation, cellular component: external side of plasma membrane; membrane. NCBI's taxonomy places the organism in Eukaryota, Metazoa, Chordata, Actinopteri, Perciformes, Serranidae. Gene Ontology annotation, biological process: positive regulation of cytosolic calcium ion concentration; immune response; G protein-coupled receptor signaling pathway. The record is from RefSeq and is a predicted model, not a curated record. Gene Ontology annotation, molecular function: C-C chemokine receptor activity; C-C chemokine binding; scavenger receptor activity.